AUGGAUUUCAACGCGAGGUUUACUUCCGCUUUGACCGGAAUGACAUCUGUCGAUCCUGAUUCGGUACAAUUUCUUAUGUUUAAUGAUGAAGACGUUAAAAAACUAAGUGUGGCGAAGAUAACUAACACGACGUCUUUCGAUUCUAUGGGGAACCCUACGAAGGGUGGUCUCUAUGACCCAGCGUUAGGGCCAAUCAGAGAGCGAAAUGAUUUAUGUACAACAUGUUCAAACAGCCUUAUCAAUUGUUCAGGGCAUUUUGGACACAUUGAACUACCACUGAUUGUUGUAAAUCCACUGUUUAUUAAAAAUAUAUAUACUCUGUUUCGAGUUACUUGUCUCAAAUGCUUUAAAAUACAAAUGGACGACCGCAUGAAAUUUAUUUUAAAGUUGCAACUGGAACUACUUGAUGCUGGUCAUGUCACGGCUGCAUUAGACUUGGAAAAUUAUAUUGGGGAUGUCAAAGAUUAUAAAAGUGAAUCAUCACCAGAUAAACCUAAUAAAGUCAUUAGGAAGUAUCAAAAACUUUUAAAAAAGAAAGAUGCGCUGAAUGAGAUGUUUCAAAACAAAAAUACAGAUAGAUUAAGAAGUAAAAUCAUCAAUAAUUUUUUUAGAGCUAUAAAUAUAUCUAAGACGUGUCUUCACUGCAGAAGCAAAUUGAUCAAAGUAACAACAUCUGAUAACAAGAUAAUGUAUAAUUUAAGUUCUGAAGGAAGUGGAAAAGGUAUUAAAAUAUUAAUGCCCGACGAUUUAAAACGCUAUUGCAAAUCAAUAGAACAAAAUGAUGAAGAUAUUCUUGUACAUUGUAUUCCAUUACUCCAACAUGCAAAAACUAAACCUGUUACUGAUUUAUUUUUCAUGCAAGUUGUUCCAGUACUGCCACCUAAUGUCAGACCAUGCAAUGUACUAAAUGGAGAAUUAAUUGAGCACCCUCAGACUAAUGUAUACAAAAGUAUAUUGCAAACUGCGCUCAGUGCUAGGGCAGUCUUGCAAGUCUUAAUGUCAUCUGAUCAACUAAAAGCGAUAGACAGUCUUGACCAAAAACCAAGGCAAGCAUAUGAAAGUGUUAUGGGUAAAUCACCAUCAGAAAAAUUGCACACAGUUUGGCAAGAUUUACAGAAACAAAUAAACCAAUUACUUAGCUGUGACAAUACAGGACUUGCUAGUCAAGGAUUAAAACAAAUAUUAGAAAAGAAAACUGGUGUUAUAAGAAUGCAUAUGAUGGGUAAAAGAGUGAAUUUUGCAGCUCGUUCAGUUAUAACACCUGAUCCUAAUGUUGAUAUAGAUGAAAUUGGUAUUCCUGAUGCGUUUGCAACUAAGCUUACUUACCCUGUGCCUGUUACUGAAUGGAAUGUGGAUGAAUUAAGAAGGAUGGUAAUAAAUGGACCAAAUAAACAUCCAGGGGCUGAAAAGUUGGAAGUGACAAAUGGAAGGAUAAUCAGAAUACCACCAGAUUCUAUUCAAAAGCGGAAAAGUCUUGCAAAGAAGUUAUUGACACCUGAUGAAUAUAAAACAUCAGGGUUGAAAAUAGUUCACAGACACUUAAUCAACGGUGAUAUACUUAUAUUAAAUCGUCAACCCUCUCUUCAUAAACCAAGUAUGAUGGCCCAUAGAGCGAGAAUUCUGCAAGGUGAAAAAACUCUUAGACUCCACUAUGCAAAUUGUAAAUCAUAUAACGCUGAUUUUGAUGGUGAUGAAAUGAAUGCACAUUUUCCACAAAACGAAAUUGCAAGAAGUGAAGCAUAUAAUAUUAUGUCUGUUACAAAACAAUAUCUUGUGCCAAAAGACGGAACACCUCUGAGUGGUUUGAUUCAGGAUCAUGUCAUAUCAGGAGUAAGGAUGUCAUUAAGAGGCACCUUUUUUACAAAGUCAGAUUACCAACAAUUAGUUUUCCAAGCAUUAUCGAAUCACAAAGGAGAAAUUAAAUUGCUUCCUCCGACUAUUUUAAAGCCAAUAACGUUAUGGUCUGGUAAGCAAGUUUUAUCUACAAUUAUAAUUAACAAUAUACCAAAAGGAAAACCUUAUCUUUCUUUAACUGGAAAGGCAAAGAUUGGUACAAAGGCAUGGCAAAAAGAACAACCAAAACCUUGGAAUGCGGGUGGUACUCCUUUUACAAAUCCAAAUGAAAUGUCCGAAGCAGAAGUCAUCAUUAGAAAAGGAGAACUCUUAUGUGGGGUAUUAGACAAAACUCACUAUGGAGCAACUCCUUAUGGUCUGGUUCACUGCAUGUAUGAUUUGUAUGGAGGAGACAGUUCUAGUGCCAUUUUAAGUUCUUUUUCUAAGGGAUUCACUUUUUAUUUACAAUGGAUAGGAUUUACUCUUGGUGUAAAGGACAUCUUAGUUGUGGAAGAGGCUGACAAGAAGCGUGAUGAAAUAAUACGUUUAGUACGACAGGCUGGACGAGUCGCUGCUGUAAAAGCAACGGAACUACCUGCAGACGUUGAUGAAAGUAACCUCAAAGAAACUAUUGGCGAAAUGCUAAUUAAAGAUCCAAAAUUCCGUGCGAAUCUUGACAGACAAUAUAAAAAUAUGUUGGACUCAUACACUAAUAACAUCAAUACUGUAUGCUUGUCUGAAGGAUUGUUGGAAAAAUUUCCUGAAAAUAAUCUUCAACUCAUGGUGCAAUCAGGAGCAAAAGGAUCAACUGUUAAUACUAUGCAGAUCUCUUGCUUAUUAGGUCAAAUUGAAUUGGAAGGCAAGAGACCCCCAUUAAUGAUUUCUGGACGAUCACUACCUAGCUUUCCUCCAUUUGAUAUAUCACCAAGAGCAGGAGGUUUUAUUGAUGGUCGGUUCAUGACUGGAAUACAACCACAAGAAUUCUUUUUCCAUUGUAUGGCUGGUAGAGAAGGUCUUAUUGAUACAGCUGUAAAAACUAGUCGUUCAGGCUAUUUACAAAGAUGUUUAAUAAAACAUUUAGAAGGAUUGAGUGUUGCUUAUGAUAAUACAGUCAGAGAUGCCGAUAGUAGCAUCAUUCAAUUUGCAUAUGGUGAAGAUGGUCUUGAUGUUUUGAAAUGUCAGUUCUUAAAAAAAGAUCAAUUUAAGUUCCUUGAUGUAAAUUCUAACGCAGUCGUUUCUAAAUCUACUAUCAAGAAACUUAAAGAAGAAUCGGACUUAAAGUUAAUAGCUAAAUGUAAAAAAUCCUUAAAGAAAUGGAAAAAGAAAAACGGAAGUCCUUUUGAAAAAGUGAGAACGAGUGGUUUCAGUCAGUUUUCUGCAGUUACAAAAAGAUAUAUCGUUCUAGAUGAUAAACCGACAGACCAAACUAGAGAUCCAUUUUACUGGGAAUUAGAAAAAAUGUGGCGUUCCUUGGAUGAAGAAGAAAAACAGCAAUAUGUGAAAAAACGGUGUCCUGAUCCGAUACCAAGUAAAAUGUCUCCUGAGUUCAAGUUUGGUACCAUAAAUGAACAAUUAGAUAACCUAAUUGAAAAUUAUCUAAAAAAUCGCAACGAAAGUGCACAUAAUGAAUACACAGAAAAGGAUAAAUUUGUUGAAAUUAUAGGUGCCAAAUAUUUAGCUUCAAUGGCAGCGCCUGGAGAGCCGGUGGGGCUGCUAGCAGCUCAAUCAAUUGGCGAACCGUCAACUCAGAUGACUUUGAAUACUUUCCACUUUGCUGGUAGAGGUGAUAUGAACGUUACAUUAGGUAUACCUCGUUUAAGAGAAAUUUUAAUGACAGCAUCAGCAAAAUUGAAAACACCCAGUAUGGAUAUACCUUUCCUUAAUAAUAUCCCAGACAUAAAUAAAAAAGCCGAAAGACUAAGACAAAAAAUGAAUAGGGUGACAGUUUCCGAUGUACUCGAAAAGAUAGAUGUCGAGUGCGAAAUAGUCACAACCCCAGAUAGGCAAUUGAAAACCACGAUGCAUUUUGUGUUUCUACCAUAUUCCCAAUACAAGACCCAGUAUGCUAUAAAGCCGCCACAAAUAAUAAAACACAUGCAGAACAAAUUCUUUGAUGAGAUGUUCGCGGUAAUACGUAGGCAGGCUAAAACUACUUGUGGUGUAUUAUGGGCAGCAGAAAAAGAGAAAAAACGUCGUUCUGCAGGAAGUGACGAUGAAGAAGAAGAGGUUAUUGGUGCAGAGCCUAAGGAGCAAGUUAAUGAUAAUGUUGACAUCGACAGUUCAGAUGAAGAAGGACCUAACGACGAUGAUGACAAUACUGACGUAAGAAAUCGAAAGAAGCAUACCGAAGAACAAGAAUACGAGGAUCCAGAAUCAGGGGAGGAAGAGAAGUCAGAUGAUGAAGGCGAGGACGAACAAGACGCAAAAGACGAUGAUGUGACUGAAGUGACUCAAGAUGACGCUAAUAGUAAAAUAAUGGCUAACGUUGUUGAAAACAUCAACAACGCAACAAACUACUCAUUCGACACGAAGAAUCACAAAUGGUGCGAACUGACAGUGCUUUUUCCUAUCUCAUUCCUGGAGGUCGAUCUAUCGCAAGCGCUUCGUGAUGCUGCAACGAGGUCCGUUGUCUAUGAAAUUAAACAUAUAAAACGAGCUAUAACUAACAAAGAGAAAAAUGUUCUAUAUCUAAAAACAGAAGGCAUUAAUAUAGUUCAAAUGUUUAAAUAUAAUAACCUCCUUGAUUUAAAUAAACUGUACAGCAAUGAUAUACAUGCAAUAGCAAACACGUAUGGCAUAGAAGCAGCUAAUAAAGUAAUUAUAAAAGAAAUACAGAAUGUAUUCAAUGUUUACGGUAUCACAGUAGAUCCGCGGCAUUUAUCUCUGGUAGCGGAUUAUAUGACGUAUAAUGGAGUAUUUGAACCCAUGAGUCGGAAAGGAAUGGAGUCAUCAACAUCGCCUUUACAACAAAUGUCGUUUGAAUCUUCUUUAAUAUUCUUAAAGGAAGCUGUAUUGAAUUCGAAGAAAGAUUUCAUAAGGUCCGCUUCAAGUUGUCUCAUGUUGGGUCAACCCUGUCGCAUCGGCACUGGAGCGUUUAGCUUGCAGCAUGUCAGUAAAGUUAUCAGUUAAUAAGAUGUUGAAAUUUAUACUAAAUAAAUUAAGUUUACAUUUAUGAUUAAAUAAAUUUUAUUUCUAGA
Messenger RNA from Melitaea cinxia (Glanville fritillary), 5030 nucleotides. RefSeq names its product DNA-directed RNA polymerase I subunit RPA1 (gene RpI1). NCBI's taxonomy places the organism in Eukaryota, Metazoa, Arthropoda, Insecta, Lepidoptera, Nymphalidae. The coding region runs from base 1 to 4962 and encodes 1653 amino acids. Gene Ontology annotation, cellular component: RNA polymerase I complex. Gene Ontology annotation, molecular function: DNA-directed RNA polymerase activity; DNA binding. The record is from RefSeq and is a predicted model, not a curated record. The transcript has 2 exons. Gene Ontology annotation, biological process: DNA-templated transcription.